Molecule: messenger RNA, 2486 nt
Organism: Orussus abietinus
Lineage: Eukaryota; Metazoa; Arthropoda; Insecta; Hymenoptera; Orussidae
Product: CCR4-NOT transcription complex subunit 2
Exons: 9
Coding region: 959-2347 (462 amino acids)
Biological process (GO): regulation of DNA-templated transcription; regulation of stem cell population maintenance; nuclear-transcribed mRNA poly(A) tail shortening
Cellular component (GO): CCR4-NOT core complex; P-body
Source: RefSeq, a predicted model, not a curated record
UCCGCGUCACUCUAUCAGUCAAGGGCGCUCGUAUUCUCGCACGUUUCUCGCGUGAAUAUAUAGACAUCGAUUAAUCAAAUUCACGGUUACCAAUUUUUUGUUCGUAAAAAUGCGAAGACCGACGAGUUCUUGACGCGGCGUAAAUUCUUAAAUUAAACGAACCUACGAGAAGUGCGUUCCGACGGGCAUUUACGACGGGUUUUAUCGGAUGCGCGACGGAAAUUUGGUUGCUGAUUUGAGGAGGUCGUCGAAAUUGCUAAUAUGGCAGAAAUUUGUGUCUGAUGUUGUUAAAGUUGAGAAAGUAUCAUAACAUGUAACGGAAGGAUAUUAGUAAAUAGUCCAGAAGUGUUCGUCAAACAGUGAUUUCAGUGGGCCAGUGCGUGUACGAAUUGAAAACUCGCCAGCGAGCUACCGACUGUUUAAAUUAUCUUCCCGUAACACGUUCCUUUCGAGUCAACAACAUCGACUUUUUAGUGUCUUUUUUUUUGACCUUCAUCUACUUUGUUUAUCAUGAAUUCAAUUGAAUACUCGUCGCAGUGAUUUGCAGCUGGGACGAGUUAAAUAGAUCUAUUCUGGAUGUAUCGUAAAGGAGUUUUUUAUGGACUCGAUUAUCCUGCGUUCAACGACAAAGGAUAGAGAUGAUGUACGUCGAGAAUAAAUUGCACUGCAUCGGUUUUCAUUGAAAGCGUGGUGGUUCCUGCAAAUAUCAGGGCAUUGUAUAAAUAUACAGCAACGAUGUUUAUCAAAACAUUAAGGAACGAUGAGCUUCAAAUAUGCUUAUGAAGUAACGUAGAAAGAGGCAGCUGUUACGGAUCCAUACCAUGGAUGUCAUUCGAAUUCGUAACUUUGAUCUCGCGAGUGACUCGAGCUUUGUCACAAAACAGUGGUUGUGGUAAUUAACAUAAACAAAGUGUACCGGUGUGCCCCAGCAGGUACUAAACAGUGAAGCCACCAGGCUAUGGCUAAUUUGAACUUCGAGCAGCCACCACGCAGUAUUGCAAAUGCAAGCCUAACUUCGCGUGGGGGUGGUGGGGGGAGUUUAAGUUCUUCGACCCUUGCGGGUCAUGUCACGCCCACCUCGGGCAUGUUCUCAGGCUCGUCUGCAAGCACCUCAAGCACAGCUAAUUCCACUGUCGUGGGUGCCAACGUCUAUCCUGGAACAACGGCAACGGGAAGUGCACAGCCUACAGGGCAUCAACCACCUCAGCAGCAGCUUUCGCCUAUGGGCAAUAGAGGACUCUUUGGGCAGAGAGCUUUCGCCGAUAGACGUACAAUGCCUGCUCUUGGGAAUUCUAAUCCAAUGGGUAGUAUGGGAAGUUUUGGAAUACCUCCAAGUCGCAGCUACGGAUCUCAAAGUGCGAUCAACAAUUUCCAUUCUGUGUUCGGGGGUGGAGGUGGAGGAGACACGAGCACCCCUCCACUUCUUGAUCUCUCCGAGUUCCCUUCUCUAACUAAUAGAGGCCAGGGUGAUUCUGUGCCGCAGCCUAGUCCUAUGCCAGGAAAGCAACCUUAUGUUGGAAUGGUAAAACAACCGACGUCCGAAUCGAGCGAAUUUACUAUGAGUUCGGAAGAUUUUCCUGCGCUACCAGGCACGCAAAGUAGAGAAGGGCCAUCGCCAGGAGGUGGCACAUCGGGGGAAAAGGGUAUACCAGUUGGUCUUGGUCCGGAGAUCGGUCAAGAUGUGCUGCAAGCCAACAGAGCGACUGGCUCUGAAAAGAUUCAGGCGUCUAAAAGAGGCAUACAAACAUCACCCGACGGUAAAGUGACGCACAUACCGGCAAGUAUGGUAAAAGACCAGUUCGGAAUGGUGGGCCUCUUAACAUUCAUCAGGGCAGCAGAGACGGAUCCGAACCUUGUGUCUUUGGCACUAGGGCAGGAUUUAACGGCGCUAGGGCUCAAUUUGAAUUCUCCCGAGAAUCUUUACCAAAACUUUGGUGGACCUUGGGCAGAAACACCGUGUCGACCGCAGGACAUCGACUUUCACGUACCGCCAGAGUAUCUUAUCAAUUCUUCCAUCAGGGAUAAGUUGGCACCUGUUAAAUUAAAUCGGUAUAAGGAUGAUCUCCUAUUUUAUAUGUUUUAUACAAAUGUCGGAGACGUAUUACAACUGGCAGCAGCGGCAGAAUUAUAUAGCAGGGAAUGGCGGUACCAUAUGGAGGAGAAAGUUUGGAUAACACAGGCGCCAGGACACGUGUUGGUGGAAAAGACUUCGACGUACGAGCGUGGUACUUACUACUACUUCGAUGCGCAAAACUGGAGGAAGGUAGCUAAGGAGUUCCAUUUGGACUACACAAAGCUCGAGAGUAGACCGCAUCUUCCUACAACUUUUCAUCAAUCUCAGCCUUGACUACAGAUCUGCCUGCAGACCUUUGUGCUGUCUGUGAGCUGGAGGUAUUCAGCUAUUGUAUAAAUGAACAAAUUUAAUAAUCUUUAAUAAAAACAUAAAAUUCGAAGAGUAAAGAACAAGAUUCUGUGAUCAUACAAAA